AAAAUAUAAAUACUAAAUACUAAAAUAAUUAUUUUAUUAUAAUAAACCGAUUAGUUUUAGCCUUUAGCACCAUGGCAGUCAUGCCACCAUAAACUAUAGAUAAACUAUGACUAUUUAAUUUCUUGUGUGUGGAUUUUAAAAAGCAGUUAGCAGUGCCUUAUUAGUUAUUAGUUAUUACCAUUACCUAAUAUUUUAGUUCUAAACUUCUAAAGUAAAUCUAGUCUCUAGAGCAAGUUCUAUACAUCAAUCUUCAUUUCAUCAAUUAUUGUAUUUAUCGUUUAUGGUGAUCAUAUUUUUAUAGAAAUAUAAUAGUUUUUGUCUUAUUUUUCGCGCUCAUUUCUUGCGAUUGAGUAAUUUUUGUAUUGUAAUAAUAUGUCGUCGUCUUCAUCUGUGAAAAUGGUGAAGUUUAACAAUGGUCAACAGUAUCCAAUUUUAGGCUUGGGCACUUGGCAGACCAAACCUGAAUUAAAAGAAUCUGAACAGAUAGAGAUUUAUAAUGCAGUAAAAAGUGCAAUUGAUAUAGGAUAUCGUCACUUUGAUUGUGCGGCUUUUUACAACAAUGAAAAUUCCAUAGGAAAGGCUAUUGCCGAAAAAAUUAAAGAAGGAGUUGUGAAAAGAGAAGAAUUAUAUAUUACUAGUAAGCUAUGGAAUAAUAAACAUAAACCCACAGAAGUAGAAGAUUCAUUAAAGAAUAGUUUAAGAUUGCUGGGUUUAGAUUACCUAGAUUUAUACCUUAUUCAUUGGCCAUUAGCAACAAGUGAUCAUCUUACUGUUAUAAAUGGUGAAAAUGUUUAUAUUGGCACUGAUGAUUCUUAUUUAGAUACAUGGAAAGCUAUGGAAAAAUGUGCCCAAUUAGGACUCACAAAAUCAAUAGGAAUUUCAAAUUUUAAUAUUAAACAAGUAAAAGAUAUUUUAGAAAUAGCAACAAUAAAACCAGCUGUUAAUCAGGUUGAAAAUCAUCCUUAUUUAACUCAAAAUAAACUUAAAGAGGUUUGUGAGAGUAAUGGAAUACUAUUAACUGCUUAUGGACCUUUAGGAUCACCUUACAGAGUAGCAAACUCAAAAGGAUUAGUACUUUUAGAUGAUCCAAUAGUUAAGCAAAUAGCUGAUAAGCAUAAAAAGACCAAUGCUCAAAUAUUAAUAAGAUUUCAGGUUCAAAGAGGUGCCUUAGUCAUACCAAAAUCAUCUAAUCCAGAAAGACAAAAAGAAAAUUUUGAUAUCUGGGAUUUUGAGAUAAGCAAGGAAGAUAUGGAUUUACUGGAGUCAUUAAACCAAAAUUUACGUUAUGUUCUUUUCAAACCAGGAAUGUACUUGAAAGACUAUCCAUUUAAUGAGGAACCAUGAACAUCAGUGAUUAAUAGACUAAUAAAAGCAGUGUUCUAAUACUGUAGUGUUCUGAAUAAGAAAUAUAAGAAUAAAUUAAAUUUGUCUUUUAAAAUAGAUCUGAGAGACUCGAAAAUUAAAUUAUUAUGUAAAAAUAUCUAAAAUUAAAAAAAUCAAGAUAGCACAGAUGUCUAGUGUUGGCAAACAUUAUGUUACUUUGGAAGUUUGUGGUUUAUUAUUAUAAAUUUAAAAGUAGUAAAAAAUAUAUAUACCUAUUGUAUUGUAAUUUAA
This is a messenger RNA of Melanaphis sacchari, 1614 nucleotides long. RefSeq names its product 1,5-anhydro-D-fructose reductase-like. Gene Ontology annotation, molecular function: aldose reductase (NADPH) activity. Gene Ontology annotation, cellular component: cytosol. The transcript is spliced from 7 exons. Lineage: Eukaryota; Metazoa; Arthropoda; Insecta; Hemiptera; Aphididae. Bases 373 to 1344 code for a protein of 323 amino acids. The record is from RefSeq and is a predicted model, not a curated record.